CCAUCAUGGCGAUGGUGGCGGCACUGUGGCGGAGGGCGAGGGACUACAUGAAGACCAAGGAGUUCCGGGAAUAUCUGACCAGCACGCACUUCUGGGGUCCUGUGGCCAACUGCGGCCUACCGGUGGCUGCCUUUAAGGACAUGAACGAACCGCCUGACAUCAUCAGUGGCCGUAUGACAACAGCGCUCAUCUUCUACUCGAUGGCCUUCAUGCGUUUCGCCUAUCGCGUACAGCCUCGAAACUUGCUGCUGUUGGCGUGCCACAGCACCAACGUGGUGGCGCAGAGUGUGCAGCUGAGCCGCUACCUGAAUCACCACUACGGCGGGGACGCCGCGCCGGCUGCCGCCACCACCGGUCCCGCCAGCGAUCCUGUGGCUGUUUGCGGCUUUGAGGAUGACGACUCCUGCUAGGCAGCCGCCUGCACCAACCCGUGGUCCCCGAAACGUGGCUGAGAGGGCCCGAUCGAAUCUUUGCAGCUUGCAAGCACUGAACUGUUCUCCCUGAAGAAGACACCAGGGAAGUUUGGUUUUGACUCUAAUAAAA
Molecule: messenger RNA, 543 nt
Organism: Neomonachus schauinslandi (Hawaiian monk seal)
Lineage: Eukaryota; Metazoa; Chordata; Mammalia; Carnivora; Phocidae
Gene: MPC1L
Product: mitochondrial pyruvate carrier 1 like
Exons: 2
Coding region: 6-410 (134 amino acids)
Biological process (GO): pyruvate import into mitochondria
Cellular component (GO): mitochondrial inner membrane
Source: RefSeq, a predicted model, not a curated record